This is a messenger RNA of Geodia barretti, 1112 nucleotides long. The record is from the annotation of a GenBank genome assembly. NCBI's taxonomy places the organism in Eukaryota, Metazoa, Porifera, Demospongiae, Tetractinellida, Geodiidae.
AUGACAACGGCGAGCGGUUCUUCUCCGUCUACGGCAUCUAGCGGUAGGAAAGGCAUUUACCAGCCUAUCGUUAUUGGAGGAGAUGAGCUGGAAGACGAAGGAGCCCACGAGCUGGCACUACAAACGUUCUACCAAGAAGAAGACCAGUACGACGACCUUCACCGACGGUGGUACCGGACGAGCAAGGAAGGCCGCGAGUUGAUGGAGAAAGACGGACUGGUGUGGAAGAAGGGGAGAUGGUCGGUCCAGGAACUCAGGCUACUCAAACGUAACGUCAAGGCCUUCAUGAAGGAGAACAGAGUAAAGGAGAUUGCCACGUUCAUUCUGAGCAUGGGUAGAUCCAACCACAGGAGAGAACAUCGCAAUUUCUACCAGUUUAUAGGGAAAGGGAUCCAGAGGCCGCUGUUUUUCAUCUACAGGAAGGCAAUACAGGUGUUCAAUGUCCAGAACUAUGUUGGGAGGUGGACUGAGGAGAUGGACAGGGAACUGAUGAGGCUGCGCGAAAUUCACGGGAACAGAUGGGCCGAGAUUGGGAGACACAUGGGAACAACCGGCCGUGCCGUACUCGAUCGUUUCCGGAGCCUCAGGAACCCUAGAAAGGGCGGGCGAUGGAGCGAAGAGGAAGAACAAAAGCUGUUUGACGUGAUGGCCACACUCCGACAGGAACAUGGUGGAGAAGGGGAUGAUCUUCCCCCUAGUGUCAGCUGGAGAGACGUAGCCUCAAAGGUCGGGACCCGAACUGAAAUGCAGUGCCACCAGAAAUGGGUUUCGAGUCUCUCGUGGAAGAGGAGUCCAGAGGCAGGCGUGAAAUGGACAAAGUCGGACGACCUGAAGUUGAUCUGUGUCCUGGCGUCGCUGGAGGGGGUGGAGGAAGAGGAGGAGGUUGACUGGGAGGGGCUGUGCGAAGGGUGGCCAGCCGCACACAACGCUCACUACCUGCGGAUGAAAUGGGGAGCUGUUCGUAGGGACGUACCCCACUACAACGUACAGACACUGCAAGAGAACCUGGAGUACCUCAUGUCAAAUAGGGUCCCAGCAACUGACUGAAAGAAAUAACUUCACAAAUCAUUCACCUUCACCAUUGCAAAUAUGUUGUGUAUAUACAAUGAACU